AUGGAUGCGGAUGCUCUACAGAAACUCAUUCAUUUGCUCCAGGCCACAGAUGAUCCAUUAAUUCAAGAGCAAGCUUUAAUCACUCUCAGCAACAGUGCUGCGUUCUCUGUAAAUCAAGAUAUAAUCCGAAAUUUGGAUGGCCUUUCUAUUAUUGGAGGGAUGCUCUCAGAUUGCGUUCCCAAAGUUAAAGAAAAAGCACUAAAUGCACUUAAUAAUUUGAGUAUGAAUAUUAAAAAUCAGCAAAAGAUACAGGUAUAUAUUACACAAGUUUGUAGGAAUGUUGAGUCAGCUCCCCUGAACUCUGAUCUGCAGCUAGCUGGACUCAGAUUGUUGACAAAUAUGUCUGUUAUCAGUGACUACCACCAUAAGAUGAUAAACUCAAUUCCAUGCUUUCUUCAUUUGCUUUCAGAAGGAACUGAAAGGACACAGAUUCAAGUUUUGAAAGUACUUGUGAACUUAUCUGCAAACCCAGCUAUGACAAGACAUCUUCUCAGAGCUCAAGUGCCAUCAUUGCUGUUACUUUUUGACACUUGUAUAAACAGAGAUAUUCUGCUUAGAGCCCUGGCGUUUGCAGCAAACUUGAAAAAGAACAUGAACAAUGAAGACAGCACCAUGAUUCAGGACCAAUACAGCGAAGAUUCAAUUUUCUUUACACUCUGCAGCGACUCUACCCCAUUUGCUCAGAAACUGGCAUCUUUAUUGCAUCACCCUGAUACAGAAGUGAAAGAGCAAGUUGUGAGAAUAUUAACACAAGAGUGAUUUUUUAAAAAAAAGACUGAUCUGAUGA
Fulmarus glacialis (Northern fulmar) is the source of this 787-nucleotide messenger RNA. It is a transcript of the gene ARMC10, whose product is annotated as armadillo repeat containing 10. The transcript has 5 exons. Lineage: Eukaryota; Metazoa; Chordata; Aves; Procellariiformes; Procellariidae. The record is from RefSeq and is a predicted model, not a curated record. Gene Ontology annotation, cellular component: mitochondrion. Bases 1 to 759 code for a protein of 252 amino acids.